This is a messenger RNA of Trichoderma harzianum CBS 226.95, 2503 nucleotides long. RefSeq names its product carbohydrate-binding module family 50 protein. NCBI's taxonomy places the organism in Eukaryota, Fungi, Ascomycota, Sordariomycetes, Hypocreales, Hypocreaceae. The record is from RefSeq and is a predicted model, not a curated record. The coding region runs from base 75 to 2366 and encodes 763 amino acids. The transcript is spliced from 8 exons.
AGAAAAUAGCUGAAGUCUGUGCCUCCAAGUUUUGGCUCUACCCUUUGCUAUGCUCCUUCGGCAACGACUUCAAGAUGUUGUUGUUGUCAUUAUUUGGUUUCGCCAUUGUUGCCCACGGGCUCAAUCCGAACCCUUCUGCUGAUGGCACUGCGCCGCUGUUUAAUAUGACCGGCACUGAAGACCUGCUGUCGGCAAAAUGCAUUCAGGCCAUGGAAUCUCCCGUGCCAUGCCUCAGUGAUGGAAUCACGAUGCUCACUCAAGAUGAUGCCAUGAGCGGAAUCGCCACGCCAGCAUUAUUGACAGCGGACGAUUUGGACUCGUUAUGCACCGCCUCCUGCUCUAGUUCUCUUGCCUCGCUGAGCAAGGCAAUUGAAUCAGCCUGCAGUGGUGAUGCCUUGACAUUUCCAUCAUCCAAUAGCACCGUAUAUCUACCUGGAACAGACACCCAAGAGAACAUCUUUGGCGGCAACGGCGAAACCAUUAAGCCAUCUCUUGCACUAGACUUGGUCUUGCUGAAGUACAAGGUUGGGUGCCUCAAGGAUAGUGCUGUUUCUGGGUCAGACGCAUGGUGCUAUCUCCGAUUCCAAGAAGGCCUCACGCAGGAGUGUGAUGAUUGUGAGCUGGGCUCAUUCCGUGCCCAGAUGGAGGACCCGGACCAUUAUGAUGCUGACCUUGCGGUGCAGUACACAUCGCGGGUCUCUUCCUGUCACAGGUCGCUCACCCCCAUCGCAACUCCAACAAGGUCCGUCUACGUCAGCUCCGCGACUGGCACAACCACGCAAACUUGCCAUGGAACAAUGGUGCCAGUAGCUACCAAUGCCAACUGCGACGACUUUGCACGCGCUCACAACAUCGGCACAGAGCAACUCCUAUCGCUCAAUGGCCUCACAUCAGGCUGCGUUGGCUUUCCAGGAUCAAGGUCAUCCCUCUGUGUCGAAGGAUCAUGCAAGACAUACACAGUUGCAAUGAACGACACAUGCUCAAGCAUUGUCAAGAAGGCAGGCAUCGCAGACGUGCAAUUUCUAUCGUGGAAUCCCAUGCUUGGAACGCUAAGCUGCAAUAGAGAUAUUGCGGCCAUGGUAGGACACGUGGUGUGCAUCGGCAAUCCGCUGCCAUACACGCCUCCCGGUAACACUGGAUCAGGCCCCAAAACGACGAGCAGCUCAGCGCCAGCGACUACAGUGGGAUUUGAUCAGUUAAGCAGUCUUUCCACCAUCUGGACGCAUGAGCCGCUGUCAACAGGAACAAACACGGCGACGGCAGCUAUGCCAUGGGUUACCCCAACAUAUGCGUUAGCAGAAGGAUCAAUCGCAGGUUGUUAUAUCAUGUAUGACAACACCCUUGAUGGCUUGGAUUGCUCUUGGGUAACGGAGAUAUUCGGUGUUGAUAUGCAGACAUGGGUGCGCUGGAAUCCUAGUGUGCAGAGAGGAGACUCAUGCUAUCUGGAUGCGGAAACCAGGUACUGUGGUCUAUUUUGGGACCCUCUACUUGGUUCGGUCUAUAACAACACCGAAGACUCUCCUUACGAACCAAAACCGUCAGAUGCUACUGCAGGCGCUACUGAUGAAUGCUAUACUUGGGACAAAACCCCAACUACUAGCUCGGAUGACCUGUGCACUACAUUCAUGACCGAAUGGGGAAUCACAAUCGAUCAAUUCUACGCCUGGAAUCCUGCUGUUGGGAACAAUUGCCAGAGCCUUUGGCUUGGCACUUCGUACUGCGUUUUGGGUGAAGAUCCCACUCCGACGUCCUCAAGCACAACCUCUAGCACCACCCGUGCGUCUACGACAACAAGUGGCGGUGCUCCGGCUCCAACAAGACCCGGAACAGUACAAGGGUGCCAGAAGUGGUAUGUUGCCAAGCCCGACGAUAGCUGCGGCGAUAUAGCUACUAGUAACGGCAUCACUAUCGCCCAAUUUGUUGCCUGGAAUGCAGACGUCAACCCUACUACAUGCGACGGCUUCUGGCCCGACUAUGCUUACUGUGUCAAGGCACCGACCACGUCUAGUAGUUCAAAGCCCCCAUCAACGACCUCUAAGCCCCCCUCAACGACCUCUAAGCCGCCCACAUCGACCUCGAAACCUCCCUCAUCAACCUCAAAGCCUCCCUCAUCAACCUCAAAGCUUUCCACUACUGCCAAAGCUUCCAGCACCACCACCAAAGUUACGGCGCCUGGGCCGACGCAAUCUGGAAUCCCUGCCAAAUGUAACAAGUUUGCAAUUACACAGACCGGAGAUGGAUGCGAAUCGUUUGCGACUAGAAACAAAAUUACGGUUACCCAGCUUUAUUCUUGGAAUCCGGUUUUGGAGAAUGCUUGUAAGAACUUCUGGGCCGCGGAGGCGUACUGUAUCGGAGUAUCUGCUUAGAUUGUGUUGUUGGAGUUUAAGAUAGGGGCAUAUGUACCUCUAUAUAUGCGUGAUACAUAAGUAGAGUACGUCAUGUAGAGGCUCGUUGGCUAUCCGGAGAGUGGCCAAAUAUAUAUGGAUAUUCUCUCCCAUUCUGC